GGCAGAGCAGCAUGGUGAUUUUAAAAAAUUUUGAAUUGCCCGCCCUUUAGUCAGUGACUAAACGAGCACCAGUGCGAACGCGCGCAGCGGCAGCUAUUCCAAAUUCCAGCGUUCUUGGCACUCCUCCGGCGUUCUUCCCCCAAUCAAUCACCCGAAAGCCCGCCAUUAAAACAAAUAACUAACUAGAAUUCUAAAUCGGUUCUCGAGUGAUUAUACAACCCGAAAUCAACACAAAAACCAAUUUACCAAUGUGAAAAUGUGCAAUUAGCUUGCAGAAACUACAAGAAACAAAAAACCAAAACAAAAAAAACUUUAAGAACUCUUGCUUUUGGGAUUAUCAACAAACAAGAGAGAGAACUUUUCGCAGGAUUCGUGCGAAGGAUAACAAACCCACACAAACAGACAAUCAAAAUGGUCAACAAACAGUAUACGGCCAACGAUCUGGAGGCUUUUAUGAAGAUCGCCGCCAACUGGCAAAAUUCCAAUCACAACUUGCUGGAGGGCGUCGACUUGAAGACGGAAAUGACACAGUACAUGAACAGUCCAUCCAUGAACAUGUACAAGAAGAGGGAGCGCACCCAGAACUGGAACCACCAGGAAAAGAAAUACCUUCUGGAUCUCUGUCGCAAGGAUAUGCGCAUCAUCGAGAACAAAAGAUUGGAUGCCGGCCUGACAGCUGUCAAAAACAAGGCCUGGAAGAUCAUACACCAGAAGUUCUCCAAUCAAUUCGGCACCGAUCGCACCUGCAAUCGCCUCAAAGAACAAUGGCGACGGAUGAAAGCCUGCACUCGCAAUGAAAUUCUGGACUAUAACAAUCGCUUAGCCAGAUUCGGAGCAGAGGUGGCUGAUCGCAAAAAGCCAUCGCCGUUCACCUUCGAAGUGUGGGAUUUCAUGCAGGAGGCGAAGAAGGCCUGCAAAUCUGAGGCUCUGGACGGCAUCGACUACUCCAAGAUUCCCCUGGCUUUGGAAGAAGGCUUCGAGUAUCGUGAUGACUACAAGUUCAAUGCCGACGAGCACGAUAUGGAUGACAGCAGCCGCACACCGCCGCAAGAGCUGUGCGACGUGGACAUCAAGGAGGAGGAGAACAACGAGACCUUCAACGAGACCUUCAACAAUCACCAUCUCAGCCAGAGCGACAUCCAUGGCGGUGGCGAGCGGUUGAGUGUGUCGCCCAAUCACAGCAUCAGUCGCAACGGAAUCCACGAGGCCGAGAGUCCUGCCACAGUUUCCGCAGCGGCGGCUGGCAUGGAUACGAGCGGUGCCUUCCUGCCCGGAGGAGCUGACAUGAGCGGCUUCCAGGCCAACUUCAAUAUGAACAACAUAUCCGCCACACUGGAGGCCCUGAAUGCCCUGCGAUCUGGCCAGUUUCCCAGUGCGGCUGCAGCGGCGGCGGCUGCCAUUCAGCAGCAUCAGGCGCAGGCCCAAGUGGCCAUGCACCACCAGCAGCACAGCAGCAGCAGCAGCAACAACAACAACAAUAACAACAACAAUGAGGAUGAGGAGGAGGGCAUGAAGCCGCUGGCCAAGAGGCAACGCACCAGCAGUGGCAGCAUCCUGAGUGGCGAGGAUCAACCCACAUCCCUGGUGAACUCAUUGCCCGCUGGCGCGGAAUGUCAGGCUCUGGAGCGUUCCGGCAGCAGCAGCAAUGGAGGAGCAGGCAUCUCAGGAGCGGCCGUGGCCAGCAGUUCGAAUGCCAACAGCAGUGGCAACAGCAACUUUGAGCUGCGCAUGUUCAUGGAGAUGCAGAGCAAGGAGCACAUGAUGCGCAUGAAAAUCCUCGAGGUGCAGUUGCAGGCGGCCAAGCACAGUCGCGAUCUGGUGGAGAUCAACAAGACGCUGGCGCUGCAGAAGCUGCAGGAGCUGGCCAGCAAGCGACUGCCCAGUUAGGAGGCAGUGCAGCAGCUGAAGGAGCAGAAGAAGCAGCAGAAGGAGGAGCAUCAGCAGUUUCAUGUUACAUUAGUUUAUAGAAUAAAAGAAACCCAUUCCCGCAGGCACGUUCGCAGGCAGAGAACGCGGCUAGGCGGGGAUCGGCUAGAGUUAGCAUUAGUGUUAGUCCUAAGUUGAAAGCAGGAUCCAUAGCUUCACAUCCACAUUGACAAACACAAACACACACAUACACACACACAGAGAGACAUUCCUGGCAUUGUUGAUCAGUAUUUGAAAGCUAGAAGCGAAUCCCCCGAAACACACGAGAACCCAGAAACCAAGCGAGGAUCAGGAGGCGCUCGGAAGUAUGCCAUAAUCUUAUGAUGAUGAAUCCUAGCCUACCUCACAUAAAGCACACACACACAAAUAUUCAGAUAUCAGACACACUCGUACACUCACACAGUUACACUCUCUUCUGGCCUAACCAGCACUUGACCAAGUCAAGUCAAGUUUAGUUAGUUUCUAGUUUUAGCUCGUAUGGGAAUCACUCUCUCCAAGUUGCUCAACUACCACAAAUGUAUUGUACUUACGUUUCUUGACUUCAGUUUACGUUCUGCUACCACCACUAACGAUUUAAACCAACAUUGAAUGCACAAAUGAUUACUUUUCGUUGUCCUAAGAGAAGAACUCUUAUGUAUGUAGAUGCAUCAUUACAAUCGGCAGUCGUCUCUGAUUUUAAUUCUUACUUUAACUUGUAUUUAUUUUUAUCUUUGUAUAGACUAUGUUGAUAUAUAUACGACCCUCUAUAUAUGUUUGUUUGAAUGCCAUAUUAAAUGAAAGUUCUUUUUAAUAUCCUUUUUUCCAUUUGCGCUGCAAAACAAAUUGUUACCACAUAUGAUAUAUAUAUAUAAGCAAGUUCCCGCUUCGAAGAGGGGCUAACAAAGGCCUCGAAUUGGUCUUCAGUUGUCGCAGAAGGCUUCAUUGUAAAGCGUGUAAAUGAAAGAUACAAAAUAUUUUAAAUAAAAUACAAAAGAAAGAACAGAA
Molecule: messenger RNA, 2910 nt
Organism: Drosophila ficusphila
Lineage: Eukaryota; Metazoa; Arthropoda; Insecta; Diptera; Drosophilidae
Exons: 5
Coding region: 412-1887 (491 amino acids)
Source: RefSeq, a predicted model, not a curated record